Messenger RNA from Oryzias latipes (Japanese medaka), 2522 nucleotides. The record is from RefSeq and is a predicted model, not a curated record. NCBI's taxonomy places the organism in Eukaryota, Metazoa, Chordata, Actinopteri, Beloniformes, Adrianichthyidae.
ACAUGACAGGCGGAACCAGCCUAAUACUGCGAACGCCCGGAUCGGGGAUUCACACUUCCACCGUGCCGGGGUUCAUCCAGAGCCUGAAAGUCCCGUCCCAGUCUGGUAGGAGCGCCUCGCUGGAGCAGCAUCACCAUGCCCAAAGUUUUGGUGCCAGGUCAAGAGAAGACCGAUGACAACAUGAGGGCCAUUGCCGAGAAGGUCUUCGCAUCGGAGACCAAAGACGAGAACACGCGCGAUGAGAUCUCCAUGUUUGACGUGGCCGAGGACUGUCCGAUCAUCCACCACGAGAUGGCCCACCACCUGCACACCGACGACAACGUGGAGAAACGAAAAAGACUCCAGCGCAGUCACACCAUCGCUGUAGCCUCCGGUGGUCCUAAGGCUUUUGCCGCCCCUGCUGCACCUGUGGAGAUGGACGCGCCCACUUACCUGGAAGUUCCUGAUUUCCAGAGGGUGGCCAUCCUCGGAGAUUACGCUUCUGGGGUGACCAUGGAUGACUUUGAGCUGUCUUGUAAGGGCCUGUACCGAGCCCUGACCAUCAGGGAGAAGUACAUGAGGCUGGCCUACGAGCGCUUCCCCAGGACAGCCUCCCAGUACCUACGAGAAAUCGAAGGGGAGACCUUCAAGGUCGAAGACCAGCUGCAGCCAGUGUUCAUGGCUCCCCCAAAGGAUGGGGAGGAUCCGUUUGACGCCAAGAGCCUCCCGGAGAACCUGGGUUAUGUGGCUCGGAUGAGGGACGGUCUCAUCUACGUCUACAACGAUGCCGCCGCUGCUGACAAACACCAGCACAAAGACCUGCCCCACCCGGACUACGACACCUUCAUCGACGACAUGAACUUCCUCAUUGCUCUGAUCGCACAGGGCCCGACUAAGACGUACACUCACCGCCGCCUCAAGUUCCUCAUGUCCAAAUUCAACGUUCAUGAGAUGCUGAAUGAGAUGGAGGAGAUGAAGGAGCUGAAGAUGAACCCCCACAGGGAUUUCUACAACUGCAGGAAGGUGGACACCCACAUCCAUGCUGCCGCCUGCAUGAACCAGAAGCAUCUGCUGCGCUUCAUCAAAAAGUCUUACCGCGUCGAUGCCGACCGCGUGGUCCACAACCUCAAAGGCAAGGAGGUCACCAUGAAGGAGCUGUUUCAGAGCCUGAACCUGCAUCCCUACGACCUCACCGUGGACUCCCUGGACGUGCACGCUGGCAGACAAACGUUUCAGCGCUUUGACAAGUUCAAUGCCAAGUACAACCCAGUGGGCGCCAGCGAGCUGCGUGACCUCUACCUGAAGACAGAAAACCACAUCAGUGGAGAGUAUUUUGCCACCAUCAUUAAGGAAGUAGCCAGUGACCUGGAGGACGCUAAAUACCAGUACGCUGAGCCCCGUCUGUCCAUCUAUGGCUGCAACCCCAACGAGUGGACCAAGCUCUCCGGGUGGUUCGUCAAGCACAGAGUCUUCUCCCCAAACCUCAAGUGGAUGAUUCAGGUUCCCAGGAUCUAUGACAUCUUCAGAGCCAGGAACUUUGUGCCCCACUUUGGGAAAAUGCUGGAGAACAUUUUCCUUCCCGUGUUCCAGGCCACCAUCGACCCACAGUCCAACCCGGACCUCAGCAUCUUCCUCAACCACGUGACGGGCUUCGACAGCGUGGACGACGAGUCCAAACACAGCGGACACAUGUUCUCCACCAAGAGCCCCAAACCAGAGGAGUGGGACAUCGCCAAGAACCCUUCCUACACUUACUACAUUUAUUACAUGUACGCCAACAUCGCAGUUCUCAAUCAGCUGCGCAGACAGAGGGGAAUGAACACGUUCCUGUUCAGGCCUCACUGUGGAGAGGCCGGCGCCAUCACACACCUGCUGGCUGCCUUCAUGACCGCUGACAACAUCUCUCACGGCCUCAACCUCAAGAAGAGUCCUGUGCUGCAGUACCUGUACUUCCUGGCCCAGAUCCCCAUCGCCAUGUCCCCGCUCAGCAACAACAGCCUGUUUCUGGAGUACGCCAAGAACCCCCUGCUGGAGUUCCACCAGAAAGGCCUGGUGGUGUCUCUGUCCACCGACGACCCCAUGCAGUUCCACUACACACGGGAGCCUCUGAUGGAGGAGUACGCCAUCGCGGCGCAGGUCUUCAAGCUGAGCACUUGUGACAUGUGUGAGAUCUCCAGGAACAGCGUUCUGCAGAGCGGCCUGUCCCACCAGGAGAAGGUCCACUUCCUGGGUUCAGAUUACCUGAAAGAAGGUCCAGAAGGAAAUGACAUCCGUAAGACCAACGUGGCUCAGAUCCGGAUGGCUUACCGCUUUGAGACGCUGUGCUACGAACUCAACCUCAUCAAAGAGGGCCUGAAGGGCGAGUGAAGAGCUCGACCUUCAGGGUCAGACGCCUGAUGGAAGGUUUUCAGCUUUUAAAACCAGUGAAGCCAAAGAAAAAACAGAUUUCCUUUGGAGGAAGAAACGUUUACAGUGUUUUCUUCACUGUUUUUAUUUGUUCAGUGAGGAGAAAAACAGGAAAAUAAAAAUGUUUGUAAAAAACU